This is a messenger RNA of Guillardia theta CCMP2712, 1338 nucleotides long. RefSeq names its product cytochrome P450. Gene Ontology annotation, biological process: sterol metabolic process. The transcript has 5 exons. Bases 1 to 1338 code for a protein of 445 amino acids. Gene Ontology annotation, molecular function: oxidoreductase activity, acting on paired donors, with incorporation or reduction of molecular oxygen; heme binding; iron ion binding. The record is from RefSeq and is a predicted model, not a curated record. NCBI's taxonomy places the organism in Eukaryota, Cryptophyceae, Pyrenomonadales, Geminigeraceae.
AUGUCACGCACGGAGCUUCCUCUCCCUCCUGGUCGAUCAGGGCUACCCUUCCUCGGAGAAACCAUCCCCUUCCUGCUGAACACGGAAUCGUUCGUGCGGCACAAAUUGAACAAGUACGGCAGGAUCUACAAGUCACACAUCCUAGGGAAGCCAUCGGUAGUCUUGAACGGAGUCGAUGCCAUGAAGUUCCUCGCACAGAACCAGGGCAGGACGCUUAUCUCUACCUAUCCCAAGAGCGUCAUCGAGCUCCUGGGACCCAACGUGCUCCCAAAUUCUGACGGCCCAACUCACGAGCGGGCGAGGCAGGUCAUCGGCAAGGCCUUCACGCCCAGCGCGGUUGCGUCCUACUCGCAGUACAUCGAGCAAGUGUGCGUACGCUAUGCGCAAAAGUGGAGGACCUUAGGAGGAGAAGAAGGAGGAGGGGGAGAGUUCGAGAUGCGGAUCUAUGGUGAGCUGUUGGACGUCAUGCUCGAUAUCGCCUAUUUCGUGCUAAUCGGCGACAACAUGGAUGGAGAGCAGCUGGAGCUGUACAGCAAAUGGUUCGGCGACAUCCAGGGAGCGUUCUUCUCGCUCCCCUACUCUUGGUUUCCUCCCUUCCGCCGCGCGAUGAAGUCCCGCACGAAUCUGGUGAACGCGCUGAAGGAUCUGAUCGCAAAGAGGAGGAGGCUCCCCCGGCAGGGCAGGGACGCGCUGAACCUGCUCAUCGACUCCAAGGCAGACGAUGGCACCGCCUUGAGCGAUGACGACCUGGCGGCACAGAUGAUCAUGCUGCUCAUUGCCGGGCACGAGACCUCGGCCAGCGCGGCCACCUGCUUCCUGAUGGAGGUCGCCCGACGUGAGGACCUCCGGGUGCAGCUGGUGGAGGAGCAGGUGAGGGCCAUGGAAGGGGGCGAUCCCCUGUCGGUGCAGCUGCAGAGCAUGCCGCUGCUAGAGCAGGCGCUGCAGGAGUCCCUGCGGUUGUACCCUCCUGCCUCCGGUGUGAUCCGAGAGUCUGUCUGCGAGUUCGAGCACGAGGGGUUCCGGGUCCCAGCAGGGUAUCAGGUGCUGUUUGGGAUCUUCCUGACCAAUCGCCUGGAGGAGCUCAGCCCGAGCGGCGAGGACUUCUGCCCCUUCGCCUCCCAGAGCAAGGCCUCCCAGCACUAUUCCUUCGGGGCUGGCCCUCACCUCUGCAUCGGUCAGCGCCUUGCGCUGCUGGAGCUCAAGAUCUUUCUCUCCAUCUUCCUAAGGACGUUCGACUUCUCCGCUGUAGAGGGGCAGGACUUCUCUCUCACGUUCAUCCCAAUGAUGAAGCCCAAAGAUGGCUUGCUGCUCAGAAUGAAGGAAAGAGCCGCCGGGUAG